AAAGUAAACUCCAACGAUGAGUUCCAACUCUGCACUUGAAUUGAAAUCUGCUCUCUCACAACUCAAUCGCGAACGUUCUGAAAUGGUCAAAGAUCUGGAAAAGGCACAAAAAGACUAUGUGGCUGCAAGAAACAUGCACAAGUCUACUGGCUCUCAAAAUCACCUUGAAGUUGUUAACACAUGCUGGAAGAAUGUUCAAGCGGCACAAAAAGCUCAUCAGAGCAAAGUAGAAGAAUUUCAUAUGGUUCGCCGUUCAUUCGCGGAUGCAGUGAGGGAGAGUCCGGAAUCUUGUUCUAUUAAAAAUCGAGAAAGCAAUCCAUCUUCAACCAAUGAUCAAGAUUUAGCCGCCAAAAAAGCUGUUCUGGAUGCCGAAUUCCGAGAAGAAGCCAUCAGAGACGGAGUUUUUAUCCCAACUCAACGAUACAACUCUACACUUCCACCACCCUUGGUUCGAAAUGAAUAUGUUGCCGAACCAAAGAAAUCGACCGCUGAUGAAGAUUUCGAAAAGCGGAUGGUAGAGCUUCAACGUCAAGCUUCGAAGUAUGCAAAGAUUGGUGAUUCAGCGGUAUUAAAAGAUCGCUCAACUGGAUUGACAGCUGCUACCAUACAGCUCUUCGCAGAAUAUUUUCCCAAGCGCCGCGAGCUGUCAAACGCUCGAAAAGACUUCAUGACAGUACUGAAUUUGCAUGCUUCUACUGGUUUUCUAAAAUACUGUGAAGCGGUUAAUGCAAGCAGGAAACACUUAGAAGCGGUAGAAGAGGCUUAUCGGAAAACAACCAAUGAGCUUUGCAAGGAUCUUAAUGAAUAUCCGAUGGAGUCUGAUAAAGAUGUCAAAGAGCGUGCUUCAAAGUAUGCAGAGAUCUGUCGUUUAAAGGAAUCAGAAGAUCAACUUUUGGAUCUGCUAAAGCCGGCAUCCAGCGAAUUAAUCCCGUUGUUCAAUGAAAUAGUGAAUCUGUCCGGCAUUCGUACCAAGAAGACACCGACUCAAACCACUGAAGCCUCACAGAUUGCUCCAGAAAGCAUUUCUACCUCAAAUGUAGAUCCAGCAACUCAACUAGAUCCUGAAACUACCCAGACAUCACCGCUCACCUCGGCCCCAGUUUCUUGGUUCAACUCUGAAAGUUCCGAUAUAAACCAAGACAUCACAUCAUAUCCGGAUCUAGUACACCACCCUGGUGUAGAUUCCGAAAAACAGAUGGUCGAGUUUCAUCGUCAAGCUUUGAGGCUUUAUGAACUUCAGACUUCUCAGACACUUGCUUCUUGUUUUGAUUCUGAAAGUCAAGAAGUGAACUCAUUGCUCAAUAAUGCGUUCGUUGAAGCCUCAGAGAUUACUGAAGAAAACAUUUCGACCACAAAUGUAGAAUCUACAUCACAGUCAGAGCCAACAGAAGUAACUCCAGAAACUACCCAGGAAUCAGCACCCACCUCUGCUCCAGUUGUCUGGUCCGAAGCCCCAGGAUAUGGUGCGAGACAAGAAUGUAAUCCUCGGAUGUGCACCAACAGACAACACUCUUCUCCAAUCAGGAUCCGUCAUUGCACAUCAAGAAAUGUCACAACUUACAGUGUCUAUUGCUGGAAGAGACCUUCUCACGUAUACACCUACAAUCAUCAAGAGGAGAAAUUCGAGCAGCACAAGUGUCUUGCCUGUGUUCCAAGAGUUCAAGAAAACCACUUAUUCCCCACGUGUGCAGUUUGGAACGAGAAAAUCUCCAAUUUCGUGAUUUUCAUGGACAAUAUGGUGACAAAGCAAAAAGAUGAGCAGUACAUGUUCAGCUUCAAGACUGGGGGAUUCGAGCAAGUGAACUAUCCGGAGGUGCAACCAGCUCAAGGACCGAAAAACACUGAUUUUGUAGCAGCAGUCAAUGGAGAUGGAGAUGAUCAAGUGAUCAUCCAAAAGUCACGAUUUGGUGUGAAGAAGCUGGAGUUCAGAUAUGGAAAGUAUGUGAAGAUUCCGAGUGUUGAAGUGAGAACUCUUUUGAUGAAGGAGCUGGAGGGUGUGGAGAUGGUUCAAGAACCAUCCAGUACUCUUCCAUUAUCCACAAUCCGCUGGUGUCCAACAUACAGUCAGAGUGCUCUCUAUAUCUUCUCCAGUCGAUUGGGACAUUAUCUCAAGUACGCAUUCAACCCAUCUACACAGCAAUUCGAGCAACUCAACUGUUCGGGAUGCCCAUUAAAUGUUGAGGAAUGGCACUUGUGUCCAUUAUACGCAGAGUACGCUGAUUCUAUCAAAACCUAUGUAAUUCAUGUCUUCAACGAUUUCACAAAGGAGAUUGAGAAGUAUAUGUAUUGCGUGACAGGAAAAUGUUUCUAUCAAGUUACAUGUCCGGAAAUCGUCUACGAUUCAUCGAAGGCCCAUAGCUCAACAGUGCUUUUCACCGUUUCUGCUCCAAAUCACCCAUUCACAAUUUUUAUGAAGGAUGUUAAUGGAAGAAUUAAGAAGGAGCAACUCAACGGGCUUCACAAUGGUUAUAUGGAACUUCCCAGCGCCAAAGUCUACACGUUGUAUGCGAUGAGAUGUAAUAAUUCGGCUGGAACUACCGGCAUCUGAAAAUAUAUUCAUUUUUGCAAUAUUUCCAUUUGAUUUUCAUUGUUCUGACCUGUCCUUUUUUGAUAAUUAAUUUCAAUAAAUUAUGUUUU
This is a messenger RNA of Caenorhabditis elegans, 2637 nucleotides long. RefSeq names its product Very Early Transcript (gene vet-6). Gene Ontology annotation, biological process: autophagy. The record is from RefSeq and is marked reviewed. NCBI's taxonomy places the organism in Eukaryota, Metazoa, Nematoda, Chromadorea, Rhabditida, Rhabditidae.